AUGAGGUUCUGUACAAUUACGUGUGUCUUGCUGUCCAUUCUGGCUGUGAUCACCGCAGAAUUCUCCGCCGAAGAUUGCCGGGAAUUGGGCCUUAUCAAAUCGCAGCUGUUUUGUUCAUCGUGCAGUAGCUUAAGCGAUUAUGGACUGAUUGAACUGAAGGAACACUGCUUAGAAUGCUGCCAAAAGGACACUGUCGGCGAUUCAAAGCUAAAAGUAUAUCCGAUGGCGGUGCUAGAGGUGUGCACGUGCAAGUUCGGAGCGUACCCACAGAUACAGGCAUUUAUUAAGAGCGAUCGACCGGCAAAGUUCCCCAACCUUACCAUUAAGUACGUGCGCGGUUUGGAUCCGAUCGUGAAGCUGAUGGAUGAGCAAGGCAACGUGAAGGAGACGCUUUCCAUCACGAAAUGGAACACUGACACGGUGCAAGAGUUUUUCGAGACACGAUUGGCGAAGGUUGAAGAUGACGAUUACCUGAAAACUAAUCGCGUUUGA
Molecule: messenger RNA, 492 nt
Organism: Anopheles marshallii
Lineage: Eukaryota; Metazoa; Arthropoda; Insecta; Diptera; Culicidae
Product: selenoprotein F
Exons: 3
Coding region: 1-492 (163 amino acids)
Cellular component (GO): endoplasmic reticulum lumen
Molecular function (GO): oxidoreductase activity
Source: RefSeq, a predicted model, not a curated record